AAAAGUUUUCUCACUCAAACAUUAUGCUAUCUAAUUUAAAGGAGAAUUGUCGAAAUUAAGGAGUAGAAAGAAAUACGCAAAGAUGUAAUUAUUGGAAGUGUGAAAAAGCUAUCAAAUUUUAAACAAAUUGCAAGAUCUUCGGACAAAAACAUUAAGCCCAUGUCUAAAGAGCCGUUUCUCGCAUUCUGACCAUUUGAUUUGACAGAAACCGAGUAAUAUAUAAAGUGUACACACUAAACUAGUGGCAUCGGGCUUCUUAUAAUAAAAGCGGAUUGUUCCGACGGUCAUAUCUGGCGCUGAAGUCCAGAGUAUGAAAUUGGCUUGGUCGAGCCAAAAUCUAUCUUUCUUCCACUCUGGAAUCAAAUCUUGCAUUGAAACCAAAAACUCAAGAUCUGCAUUUGCUUAUUUUCGCCAAUUGUUGCAAUUCAGUGUAAAGCCCACUGACCUCACUUUUUCUUUAUUGCUUAAAUUCUCUGCAUCAUCAUCGCUCUGUCUUAAACUAGAAGCCUAUCAAAUCCACACCCAUCUAGUAAAAUUGGCUUUUGAUAAGUUUGUCUAUGUAAGUACAUCCCUUCUUGAUGUUUAUAUGAAGCUAGGAUGCAAUUUCUGUGCCCAAAGACUGUUCGAUCAUAUGCCUAAUAGAGACAUUGUCACCUGGAAUGCGUUAAUAUGUGGCUAUUCGAAAAACGGGUAUGAUUUUGAUGCCUUGCAGCUAUUUGUUCAAAUGUUUCGAGAGGGCUUUAUUCCGGAUGAGACAACGUUAGUUAGUGUGGUUCCGUCUUGUGGGCCACGAGAGCUAGUGUUUCAAGGGAAAUCUAUCCAUGGGUAUGGGAUUAAAACUGGCCUUGAUUUGGAUGUUAAAGUUAAGAAUGUGCUUGCUUCAAUGUACGCUAAAUGUUCAGAUUUGGAAGCGGCAGAACUUCUAUUCCAAAACAUGGUUGAGGAUUGUGUAGUUUCGUGGAAUACCAUAAUUGGUGCUUAUGGCCAAAAUGGUUUUUUUGAUCAGGCAAUGCUUGCCCUAACGAAAAUGCGAGAGAAAAAUGUGAAAGUAAAUUCAGUUACAGUUCUGAGCAUUCUCUCUGCCAAUGCCGACCCAGAAUCUACCCAUUGCUAUGUAAUCAAAACUGGGAUUAUCAAUGAUGCAUCUGUGACUACUUCACUGGUUUGUGUAUAUGCCAAAAAUAGGGACACUGAAUCAGCAGAGCUCCUUUACAAGUCAUUGCCUGAGGAGAAUUUGGUUUCCUUAACCGCAAUUAUUUCAAGCUAUGCUGAGAAAGGAAGUAUGAGUUUGGCUGUUGAACGUUUUACUCAAAUGCAACAGUUAGAUAUGAAAGUGGAUGCAGUAGCUAUGGUUAGCAUCCUUCAUGCGAUAACAAACCGACAUCAUAUUGACAUUGGGCUUUGUUUCCAUGCUUAUGGAUUAAAGAGUGGGUUGUGUAAUGAUUGUUUGGUAGCCAAUGGGCUAAUUAGCAUGUAUUCCAAGUUCAUUGACACUGAUGCUAUAUUCUAUUUGUUUUCAGAGAUGAAUAAGAAACCACUAAUCAGUUGGAAUUCAGUCAUAUCUGGAUGUGUACAAGCAGGAAGAGCAAGUGAUGCCAUGGAGUUUUACUGUCAAAUGCAGAUGUCUGGACUUAGACCAGACACUAUCACUGUUGCUAGUUUACUGUCUGGGUGCUCUCAACUUGGAUACAUGCAAUUUGGGAGGAGACUUCAUUGCUAUGUCCUUAGAAACAAUCUAGAAAUAGAAGAUUAUGUUGUUACUGCCCUAAUAGACAUGUACACUAAGUGUGGAAGCAUAAAGCACGCGGAAAUGGUGUUCAAAAGCAUCCAAAACCCGUGUGUAGCAACAUGGAAUUCAAUGAUCUCAGGCUAUAGUUUAUAUGGGUUUGAACAGGAAGCUCUUAAUUCUUACUCUGCAAUGCGGAAACAAGGACUUAAACCUGAUAAAAUCACUUUCUUGGGAGUUUUAGCUGCUUGUAUCCACGGGGGUCUUGUUGAUGAAGGGAGAAAGUACUUCAAAAUCAUGAAAGAAGAAUUUGGCAUAGCGCCAACAUUGCAACACUCUGCAUACAUGGUUGGUCUCCUUGGUCGAGCAGGCUUCUUUGAAGAAGCAAUAUCAUUUAUAAAGACAAUGGAGAUUGAGCCUGAUUCGGCGGUGUGGGGAAGCUUACUCAGUGCUUGUUGCAUGCACCAAGAGGUAAAGCUCGGGGAAUGUUUGGCCAGGAAGUUAUAUUUCUUGGAUUAUGGAAACGGUGGAGUAUAUGUAUUGAUGUCAAAUCUAUAUGCGGCUAGAGGGAUGUGGGAUGAUGUAGUAAGGGUGAGGAAGAUGAUGAAAGACAUUGGAGGUGAUGGCUGUUCGGGAGUUAGCCUAAUUGAGGUGACCUCCAUGCCAAAAUAUGGACAUUAACUUUAAUUAAUUCCUCUGUUUAAUUAACAAACAAACUAAUGACGUAUAAAAAAGUCGAAUUAAUUUUUCUUGAUUCGACUUUGACCAUUGUAGUCCAUUGCACUGGAUCCAAACGUGUUUUACGUAAAUACAAUACAGACAUGCCAAUAGGGGUGUAAAUUAACCCAGUUAAUUCUAUUAGUUAAA
This is a messenger RNA of Pistacia vera, 2593 nucleotides long. RefSeq names its product pentatricopeptide repeat-containing protein At2g04860. Bases 311 to 2407 code for a protein of 698 amino acids. Gene Ontology annotation, molecular function: protein binding; RNA binding. The transcript has a single exon. NCBI's taxonomy places the organism in Eukaryota, Viridiplantae, Streptophyta, Magnoliopsida, Sapindales, Anacardiaceae. The record is from RefSeq and is a predicted model, not a curated record. Gene Ontology annotation, biological process: RNA modification.